Fundulus heteroclitus (mummichog) is the source of this 3332-nucleotide messenger RNA. RefSeq names its product bromodomain adjacent to zinc finger domain protein 2B. Gene Ontology annotation, molecular function: zinc ion binding. NCBI's taxonomy places the organism in Eukaryota, Metazoa, Chordata, Actinopteri, Cyprinodontiformes, Fundulidae. The transcript is spliced from 7 exons. The coding region runs from base 922 to 2973 and encodes 683 amino acids. The record is from RefSeq and is a predicted model, not a curated record.
AAUAAACUGAAGAAGAAGAAGAAGGAUACACCGGAAGUGAUUUUCUACUAGCGACAGAAGCUACACGAGUAAACUUUAGUUUUCUUGUUUUCUGUGAAUUAAGUUAGCCCAUUAAGACACUCCUAUGAGCAUACCAAGAGUAAUAGCAUAAUCUCUAAAAAUUACUGUUGAUUUUCUUGAUAGUAUUUUCGUGAUUUUGUUUUCGCUGCAUAUCCUCCCGGAAGCAACAACCUCUCCGAGUGCUAGCUUAGCCUGUUAGCUGUUAGCAGAUAUGAAGACAGCAAGUUAGGCUCUUUAAUGGUGAAAAUCGAGCCUCUGGCGGAGUUUGAGGAGAGAAACGUUUCUGCUGCGAUAAGACCCCGAAACUCUGUGACGUAACGGUACGCAAAGCAUUGUGGGUAGCAGUGGCGGGCUAGCUAUUGUAAAUGCUCGCACGAGCCGAUCGGAUGCCCAAAAGUUGUCGCGUGAUUAAUUAUCGUCGUGGUGGAAACAGAGUCGGCUUUGAUCAGUUUCUGUUUUGGAAUCAUCAGAGUUGGGAGUUUCUGAUUUUACGCGGAGGAGAUGGACGGCGUGGGCUGCAACGGUCAGGACAACAAAUGCCACAUUUGAACACGCAGUCGGGCACAUGCUGGUGUGUUCCAAGCAUUUCCUUAAACCGGUUAUGAAGCUCUAAAUCACUGAAGCGGCAGAUCAGCGAGAUUUUUCCUCACAGGUGAUGUCCACAUAGCUAUUUAAGUUAUUACUUGUGAUAUUUUUUUUCGGUCUCCUACCCGCAUCACUCGUAUUUAGCGUUCGUAACAUCCAUUGUAACAAAUCGAUCUCGCUGACCUGGCUUUCCCAGUGACGUCACACAGUGAGUCUGCAACCCGGAAGUCGGCACCCGCUAUACUGUCUAAAUUGCUAUAACGGCUUUUUUACAAGAUGCCUCGUCGUUGUGUCGCUAUGCACUGUUCCCACGAAGAUGGAAGAUUGUAUGAGUGGCCAAAGGACAGACUUAGAGCCCGUUUGUGGACGAAAUUCGUUCAGACAAAACGUAUGGGCUUCAAAGUCAAUAGGAAAGUUGUCACACGCCCACUUCUCUGCUAUCGUCAUUUUAAAGAGGACUGCUUUCUAAAUUUAAAACAAUAUCAGUCAGGAUACGCCAAAAGGCUGCUUCUUAAUUCCACGGCAGUACCAACUAUUCACAUGCCACGCCCAACAGGGGAUGGUGGUGCGUCUUCAGAAGCUGCUUCAUCACCGGUGACCAGUACCCCUCGCUCCCCUCGAUCUGCCUACGAAAAAAGGGAACACCAGCGGCAAAUCGAUGAUGCUAUAAAUGAGUCUGCCAUGUGGGGCAGGCCUGCAUCUGAAAUGAAGGAGUGUGAUCCUGACUGGACAACUUCUCUAAACCUUGAUCAUGCUGGGGUAAAAGCUGUUGGCCCGGCCAAAUUUGAUCUUCUUCGUGGGACGGGGAAGACUUUAAAGCAACGCCAGGCAACAUCUCCUCUUCCUACGUCUUCUGGGUCAGAUAUGGAUGAUGAAGCCAUGUUUCCUGCAGGUUUAAAAAUAGAAAGCCAGAGACUUGAGGCAAAUAGUGAAAGUGUCAUUUAUUUUAGGUACAAAAGGAAAAGGAGGAGACCUGGUCCUUGUGACACUCCGGAACAAGAAGAAGAAUACAGCAUGGACCAUUGUUCAGAUGUCCUGAAGCUGGUGGUGAUCGAAGAGGAGCUCCCUGCAGAGGAGCAGAACCAGAGUCCCAUGCCGGUCCAGGAGGACCAAAAGCCCCCACAGAUUAAAGUGGAGCAGGAGGACCAAAAGCCCCCACAGAUUAAAGUGGAGCAGGAGGACCAAAAGCCCCCACAGAUUAAAGAGGAGCAGGAGGACACUGAAAUUAUGCAGUUCACCUUCGAUUCUGUGACCGUUAAGAUUGAAGAUCAUGAAGAGAAACCUCAUAUCCCAGACCUCCUUUACAGUCAACCUGUGGAGAACACAGACUUUGUGGGAACAAAUCAAUGUUUAGAAUCAGACGACGAAGACAAAACCUGUAAUUCUUCUUCAGAGACAGACGUCAGUGACGGACACUGUGAGGAAAGUGAAGCCCAGCCAGCUACAGACCCAUCUGCUGUUUGUAAACAAAGAUGGCCGCACGCCAACCGUAGCAACGAAACAAUGGCGGGAAGCAGAGGGUUAAUAAAACACGCGAGUGCGUUAUCAGCGAAAGGUGGUGUAGCCUACUUUAAAAAACUAACUUUAACAAAUGGAAAACGGCUUCGUGAUCCACGGAAAAUUACUGUAUGGAAGGAUGACGUGAAAACAUGGCCAAAUAUUCAGUGGUCUGAUAUUUAUACAUAUUUGGUGGAAAAAACUCGCAUGUACACAAGAGAGGAACUACGAGCCUACAAAUCGCUUGAUGCGUAUGACUACAUGAUCGGCGGACAUCUAAAGAAGGUGACAUAUCAUGACCUUGACUCUGAGUUUUGUGUCCUCAAGUCUGAAAGUAAACAGCAAAAGACGACGACGUACAACGCUUGGGUCAUCAUCAAUAAAGCGGAUAACUACAUUCUCAGUGCAGACUGCACCUGUAUGGUGGGUCAUGGAUAUUGCUGCAGCCACGUAGCUGCGAUACUCUUCAAAAUAGAGCUCUGUGUGAGAAUGGGAGAGACCGGUAAAGCAGAAGUUGCCUCUGGAGUCUGCACGCUGAAAGACAGUAGCAAGGAAGUCCAACCAGCGCCGUUGAGGGAAAUCAGCUUCCACAGAUCUAAGCAGCUCAAAAGGCGUCUUCCAGGAACAUCAAAAAUUGGCCCAAACAGGGUCGCACUCCGAGUUCUGACACUUGACGACAUACUGGAACUGCAUGCCGUGGAGCCAGACGCUGCGGUGCUGACAAGUCUGGACAGCAGCGACACCGACACUGCAUCGUCUGGCGAACAUGACGAGUCGGACGACGAUUCAGAUGACGAUUCAGACGACACCAACGAGGAACAGACAGACUAACCUCUUUGACGCAUCACUUAGGGACCUCUCACCUCAGGAAUCACCGGUGAGAAGUAAUCAAAGAUUUUAAAGAAAUGAAUGUCAAAGGGAGCGGUACAUCCAUAGGGCUAGUCGGAUCACAAGCAGCAAAAGAAGUAGUUCAUUGUGCAACACGUCAUUAAAAAAAAAGACAGAGAUUCUGCAGGAGACCACGUCCAAGUCAAAAGCACAAGUGUUUUAUCUCAAGCGUGUUACCUGAACUCCUAAGAAGAAAAUAAGACCCUUUCUUGAAGUGUAAGAGAGUAUAUAAUAGGCCAGAUUUUGGGAAAAUGAUCUGCUGUGUCGAAUGGAACAACUAUUUCCACCACAGCUGUGCAAAA